AUGUCAAAUUCUAAGCAAAGACCUUAUGAGCAGGAAAACUAUCCUGCUUCACCUGAAAUAAUAUAUUAUGGUGACCGGAAAUUUAACUAUACUGUUAUUCAAGAAGGUGUCUACCCACCAGUUGCGCAAUUGAAGUUUACAGAAGCACCUAAUUAUUUUCCUGUUCCUGACAAUUAUAUUAUUGAAACUACCUGGGGCCGGUCUAAUAACUGUCAAACUAUUCAAUGUUCCAUAUAUUAUAUAGAAGGUAAUCCACAUUACUUAAUUUGUUUUGGAAAUAAUUUUCAGCACCAAGUUGUUUCAGUUCAAUCUACAUUUGAUGUUUCCGUUGAAUUACAUAAUAUAAUAACUUCAAAUAAGAAAACUGCAGUUUCUGGAGUUCAUCUCUAUGGACUUCAAUUAAAAUGUAUUGAUAAAAAUCGCAAAAGCAAACUAUGGGCAUUAAAACUACAUGAUGAAUCAAGUAAAACUACACAAAUCAGACAUGCUAAAGGUCUUGCAAAAU
Rhizophagus irregularis DAOM 181602=DAOM 197198 is the source of this 505-nucleotide messenger RNA. RefSeq lists its product as uncharacterized. The record is from RefSeq and is a predicted model, not a curated record. NCBI's taxonomy places the organism in Eukaryota, Fungi, Glomeromycota, Glomeromycetes, Glomerales, Glomeraceae.